AUGGGCGACAAUGGUGGUUCACCAUCUACUGCCGGAGGCGAAAUAAAGAAAGUAAGCGAGAAUGUACUCUCAAUUCAGAACUUGUGCGAAAGUUGCAGGGAGAUUGAUCUUGCAAAACUGCUCCAUGUGUCACAGCAGCACUCAUACCCUCGUCCGCCUGGAGGUUCGUGCGGUAUUCCAAGCUCAUUCCCUCACGUUAUCGUCAGAUAUGCCUCUUUGUCUUUUCAAGGGAAGCACAGCAGUAAUGCCAACUGCGAAUUAUGCGCAUUCAUCUUGUCCCAGGUCGCGCGACAACAGAAUGCCGACUUCAAUCUGAAUAGGCCCGUGGAGAUGGCCCUGUCGCUACCCCCUGUGACAAGAUAUCACUUCUAUUUUCAGGAUACGUCAAAAUAUGGGUUUCUCAGAAAUGAAGACGAGUUCAAAUAUGAGUUUAGACACAAUGAAAACAUUGGUAAAGUUCCUGAAACUGUGCAGUCUGUUUCAACGCCUGAGACAUUUGAAGGAAAGCCCGUUACCAUCAACAUUGCAUGCCGAGCCGAAAGCCAUCUGUCAAAAAAGAUACCUCGACGAUUGGUUCAUGCACGGGGGACACAAGGCAGCUUCCAUCAAAUGAGGAAGUGGCUGCGCGAAUGUGACGAGACCCAUCCAGGCUGCAAAAUUGGUAUCGACCGUGAAAAGCUUCCCGAUGAUCCCAACUUGCCAACCAGAGUCAUCGACGUAGGCGACGUGGACUCCGACCAAGUACACCUUUUCAUACCGCAGCCCAACUCUCCUGGAAGAUAUGCAACCCUGAGCCACCGAUGGGGUGGUGAUAGUUACUGCGCCUUGACGAAAACGACUGUAUACGCGCUUCAGAGUGGAAUUUGUUACAGUGACCUGCCACCUACUUUUCGAGAUGCCAUUACCGUCACGAGACAGUUGGGAUUGCGCUAUCUCUGGAUUGACACGUUUUGUAUCAUUCAAGACGAUGGAGAAGACUGGGCUAUUGAAUCAGCUCGCAUGGGAGACAUUUACGAAAGGGCAUACAUCAACAUUGCGGCGACUGGCGCCGUCGAUGGCACUGGUGGUUUUCUGUCGUGCGGAAUCCGUAACCAGUCGAGCUUCAGUCUCCCGUGCCAGGAAUGCGGCGAGAUUGGCUGCAUCACCUUUACAGAUCAACCUGACAGUAGCUUCUAUAAAAACGUCAUCAAGACGCAUAUCAACGAACGAGGAUGGGUCUUCCAAGAAAGACUCUUAUCCCGACGGACGCUACAUUUUGCCAAAGACCAAAUCUACUGGGAAUGCGGGCAUCACAUUGUUUCUGAAGAUGGACAUACACACAACAACUAUGACGAUGCACCGGAGACAGAUCCUCAACCUAGAGAGGAGAAUUCGUUCAGAAACCUGACGUUGAAGCAUUAUAACCUGGAUGACACGAAGAUUGUGUUGAAGAAACACUUUGAUUUUGAAUGUAUUGGUCCAUCACUCCAGGCUCCUCUCUCGUCUGCAAACGUAAUGGACGUUGAUGAUGUGGAAGAAGAAUGGCGACGAUAUGUUGCGUGGAUGGAGAUUCUACGCAACUACACUGCGUGUCAUCUAAGUUUCACAAAAGACAAACUUCCAGCGCUGCAGGGAUUGGCAUCCAAAAUGUCGAAUCUGAUCAAGGCAAAGUAUAACUAUUCAGCUGGUCACUUUAUCGAUGCCACAGCCUCGUUAUUAUUCACGGUCCAAUCACCCGGUGGUCGACCAAAAGAGCCUCGCUGUUCAUCUUGGUCGUGUCUCUCUGUCGAUGCACCUAUAUCAUUCUACGACUGCCAAAGUGCCACGCCCUGUAUUCGGCUGGAUAUAGACAAGACGUUUUCUCUACCGACAAAGAAAGAUUUUGCGUCGUUGGUUCUAACCGGCUCCAUGAGGAGUGUCAAGAGAGGCCCACCGAAUGGUGAAGGCAGCGGCCCAGCUCGCCAUUACUCGAUGCAUUACUUCUCGGAAACGCCGUAUGGCAAGUUUCAAAAGACGUUGGGGCCGGUUGUGUUUGAUGACCCGGCGGAUACGCCUGCGGAGUUUUGGCUGGUGCCGUUUUGUAAGGUUACGCCUAGACAACGGACGGGGAACCAGGUCAUGGCGGAGAAUUGUCUUGUGUUGGCUUUGGUGAAGACGGGGGGUGAGGUUGGUAGGUAUCUUGAGUUUAGAAGGGUUGGGAUUGGGCAUGUCUAUAUUUCGGGGGUUUUUGGGGAUGUGGAAUCGGUUACGUUUGCGUUGUCGUAG
Molecule: messenger RNA, 2244 nt
Organism: Pochonia chlamydosporia 170
Lineage: Eukaryota; Fungi; Ascomycota; Sordariomycetes; Hypocreales; Clavicipitaceae
Product: heterokaryon incompatibility protein
Exons: 2
Coding region: 1-2244 (747 amino acids)
Source: RefSeq, a predicted model, not a curated record